ACUGCCUACUCGCUUCUCGACGCCUAUGGCUCGCUCUCACCAGACGCUAUCCUUUCCCACCUCGAUGACAACUGCACACACCAGGCCCUGCCCGCCUCGCUGGGUAUGCCUCCUCGCUCCAAAGAAGAGUUCAGAGGCCACGCUCAAGGCAUCACGUCCAUCUUCACCACUUUCGCCAUGGUCCCGCAAAACAUCUACGAAGACGAAGACAACAAUGCCGUAGUCAUUCACGCCUUGAUGGACGGUCAGCUGAACAAGCCUGGCAUGGGACAAUGGAAGAACGAGUGCAUAAUGCUGCUGCGUUUCACACCAGACGGCUCUAAGAUCACUCAGAUCAGAGAGUUUGUCGACAGCGCAAAAGCCAUGGAAAUGCGC
Molecule: messenger RNA, 375 nt
Organism: Aureobasidium melanogenum CBS 110374
Lineage: Eukaryota; Fungi; Ascomycota; Dothideomycetes; Dothideales; Saccotheciaceae
Exons: 1
Source: RefSeq, a predicted model, not a curated record